Molecule: messenger RNA, 2407 nt
Organism: Alligator mississippiensis (American alligator)
Lineage: Eukaryota; Metazoa; Chordata; Crocodylia; Alligatoridae
Gene: NUMBL
Product: NUMB like endocytic adaptor protein
Exons: 9
Coding region: 91-1731 (546 amino acids)
Source: RefSeq, a predicted model, not a curated record
CGGCCCGGAAGGGGGCGGGGCCUGGGCAGCACCGGAGCGAUCCCGGGGGCGGCGGCGUCCUCCUGCCUCCACCGGCCACGGGGGGCCGCCAUGAACAAGCUGCGGCAGAGCCUGCGCCGGAAGAAGCCGGCCUAUGUGCCCGAGGCCAGCCGGCCCCACCAGUGGCAGGCGGACGAGGAGGCUGUGCGCAAGGGGAAGUGCAGCUUCCCCGUGCGGUACCUGGGCCACGUGGAGGUGGAGGAGUCCAGGGGGAUGCACGUGUGCGAGGAGGCUGUGAAGAGGCUUAAGACGAGCGGGCGCAAGUCGGUGAAGUCGGUGCUGUGGGUCUCGGCCGAUGGGCUGCGCGUGGUAGACGACAAGACCAAGGACCUGAUCGUGGACCAGACGAUCGAGAAGGUGUCAUUCUGCGCCCCCGACCGCAACUUCGACAAGGCCUUUUCCUACAUCUGCCGCGACGGCACCACGCGCCGCUGGAUCUGCCACUGCUUCCUGGCCCUCAAGGACUCGGGCGAGCGGCUGUCGCACGCCGUGGGCUGCGCCUUCGCCGCCUGCCUGGAGCGGAAGCAGAAGCGGGAGAAGGAGUGCGGCGUCACAGCCGCCUUCGACCCCACACGCACCAGCUUCUCCCGUGAGGGCUCCUUCCGGGCCCCCGGAGCCCGGUCCCGGGCCCCCCCGGACAAAAAAAAAGCAGAGGCUGCGGCCGCCCCGGCCGCCCCCGCCGUCACCGCUGCCGCCGCCUCGUCAGCACCCCCCGUCCCCGUGCAGCCAGGCGGCGGGUCACCGUCAGCAGGCGCCGGAGCAGGCAUGGCGGAGCCGGGGGCACCAGCGGGCGCGGAGGGUGGGGGCCGGCCGCAGGCCAUCCCACGGCGCCACGCGCCCCUGGAGCAGCUGGUUCGCCAGGGCUCCUUCCGCGGCUUCCCUGCGCUCAGCCAGCGCAACUCGCCCUUCAAGCGCCAGCUCUCGCUGCGCCUCAACGACCUGCCCUCCACGCUGCAGCGCCGCGGUCUGUACCGCCAGCCCGGGCCUGUGCUGGAGAUGGAGCCCACGCCCCCCGGCGACGCCGACGGCAUCACCGCACUUUGCAGCCAAAUCGACGCCUCGCUCGGCGCUACUGCUCCCCCCGGUGCCACCGCCCCCAGUCCGCCCCUGCCUGCUGCCCCAGCCACCUGGGGAGUGCCGGCGCCGGCCCCAGACCCCGUGGCGCCCGCACCCCCCGUCGCGCCGGGACACCGGCGCACACCAUCGGAGGCCGAGCGGUGGCUGGAGGAGGUGGCCACGGCCGCCAAGGCCACACAGCCGCCGCCUCCCCUGCCUGCACCUGCCAUGGUGGCCCUGCCCGUGGCGCUGCCCGUGGCCCCGCUGCCCCCCUACGCCCUGGGCUAUGAGGCAGCACCCACGGCCCUGAGCUUCUUUGCUGCCCCCCCUAGCUUCAUGCCCCUGGGUGCCUGUCCCCCCCCUGGCCUGCCCUACGCCGCCCCCCACGUGCCCCUGGUCGGCCUCACCCCCUCCCAGAUGGUGGCCAACGUCUUCUGCUCUGCUGCCCGCUCCGGCCCCCCCCCCAAGCCCAAGCCGGCGGCCGCCCCCUGGCCCCCCGAGACAGCUGCGCAGCCCCCCGUGCCCCCCGCGACCGACCCCUUCGAGGCACAGUGGGCGGCACUGGAGACCAAGCCCCCCGCGCCCCCCAACCCCUUCGCUGGCGACAGGCCGAAGACCUUCGAGAUCGAGCUGUGAGCCGGGGGGCGCCCUUGCUGAGCCCCUGGACCCGAGAUGAGGGUCCUGGUUUGCCAGGGGGAGGCUAAAAGGGGUAUGAACCCCCCCUCCUGUGGCCCAUGUGGGUUAACGGGGGUGCAGGACCCCCCCAAAGUUCCCUGUGAAGCCCCCCAGGCCCGGCCUGCACCUAGGGGUGCCUUAAUCCCCCUCCCCAUCUCAUGGGGGGGGCAUCUGUAAGCAGGGGUGCUGGGAACAGCAGGAGACCCCCCCACACACACUUUAUACUGGGGGGGUCUAGAGGGUCUCUUCUCCCCCCCCACCCCCAAUUUUAUGUCUGUUCUUUUUAACUUAAAAUCCAGAUUUUUGUAUUUUUGUCUAAUCCCCCCCAGGUCUUCCCGCAGCCCCCUGGGGUUUGGGGGGAGCAACAUGUGUUAACCCUUUGUGUUCCAGCCCCCAGCCCAGCUGGUGGGGUCCAGGCCUAGCCAACCCCCCCCCCCACCCCAUUCUCCAGGUUGGGGGAGGGUCAUGCAGUGGGUGGGGUCCUCUACUUUAUUCCCCCACCCCAAUGGCCCCAGGGCAUUGUGGGGCAGGCUGGGGAAGCCCCGGCCCAGCUGGUGGGACGGGGCUGGCCCCCCCCCACUCUGGGGCCGCGUGCGGGUUUGUAUCAUAGAGCUGCCAAUAAACAAGAGUCCUAGAA